AUGGCUGCUGAAGCUCGUGGUCGCUUGGAGCCUGCCCUGGCCAGCCGAACCCCACGCCGCUGUGGACACGAGGUCGCCUCCACCAAAGUGGAUCUGCGACACAACCGGCCCGGCUGCUCUGUCGCUAGGGCCCUCUCUAGCGAUGUCGACCUCUAUGUGCUUUUGGACCUCGUUCUCGACCUGUUGGACGCCCUGCACAACCAGUUCAGCAAGCACCUCUCCCACAUGGGUCACUUCGACAUCCUUGAACUUCAUGGAAAAUGGCACUGCCGUAUGGACACCGCGGACACCCGGCCAUGGGGCGAUUCCCUGGACAUCUUGGACAUGCGGAUGCAUGGCCGGCUUUCCUGGGGCGCCAUUCUGGACUACCUGUACAACAACCUCGACGAGCACGUUCUGGACUACCUGCACAACAACCUCGACGUGUACGUUCUGGACUACCUGUACAACAACCUCGAAAAGUCCGAGCACACUGCGUCCUUUGGGGUCCCAUGGGAAUGCCUGGAUCACAAUAUCCUGGACACCGUGGACGACCAGCAUGGCCGGAUCAUCGUUGGCACUGUUCUGGACUACCUGUACAACGACCUCGAUGAGCACGUUCUGGACUCCUUGUACAACAACCUCGACGUGUACGUUCUGGACUACCUGUCCAACAACCUCGACUGGGGCGCCGUUCUGGACUACCUGUACAACAACCUCGACGAGAACGUUCCGGACUACUUGUACAACAGCCUCGACGAGCACGCUCUGGACUACCUGUACAACCGCCUCGACAAGUACGAGCACACUAUGUCUUCUGGGGACCCCUGGUAA
Molecule: messenger RNA, 813 nt
Organism: Symbiodinium sp. CCMP2592
Lineage: Eukaryota; Dinophyceae; Suessiales; Symbiodiniaceae
Source: the annotation of a GenBank genome assembly